Messenger RNA from Cladophialophora immunda, 2466 nucleotides. RefSeq lists its product as uncharacterized. NCBI's taxonomy places the organism in Eukaryota, Fungi, Ascomycota, Eurotiomycetes, Chaetothyriales, Herpotrichiellaceae. Gene Ontology annotation, biological process: DNA-templated transcription; regulation of DNA-templated transcription. The record is from RefSeq and is a predicted model, not a curated record. Gene Ontology annotation, molecular function: zinc ion binding; DNA binding; DNA-binding transcription factor activity, RNA polymerase II-specific. The transcript has 3 exons. The coding region runs from base 1 to 2466 and encodes 821 amino acids.
AUGGCAACGUCGACAGAUCCUCAGCCUCAAGGCCAAGCCAACCCAUUCAAGCGACGCCGCCAGAACCCCGUCUCUUGUCAGUUCUGCCGGGAGAAGAAGCUCAAGUGCGACCGGCAGAGCCCAUGCUCGAAUUGCUUCUACAGAGGCCUCUCCUGUGGCAACGAGCCGAAACCCCAACCCAGAAGCGCAUCCGACGUCGUGGACAACACGAUCAUCUUGGAGCGGCUGAAGCGUCUGGAGAGCACAUUCCUCAGUCUAGAGACCCGUCUCCAUUCUCGCGACGACCUUGACCGCGUCGCUCGACCCGAAGUUCUUCAAGGGUCUGCUGGCGUGUGGCCAUGGCCAUCCUCCGCGAAGCCAGCUGCGUUCGCCACCCAAGAUGGUCCGGACAGGCACAAGGACAUGCAUUUCUACCCGACACCAGCAUCAGAAUACGCCGAGGCCGUGCAGAAUCUUGAAGGAACCGGCUUGCGACGUGAUCCCUGGCUUCCCAUGGGCGCACUCGAUGUCGAAGUCAGAGUGGCUACCGCUCAACACAUUGCUUUGCUCAACUCCGACCCCGCCUUACGAGAGCUGCUGGUCAAGAAGGCGACCAUCACCUGCGCACUGCCCGACAAAGCCGAAGCCGUUCUUCUCCUCGACUACUACAAGGACUAUCUCGAUGGUCUCCAACCUAUCCUACACAUACCCACUGUACACGAACACCUGGACCAAUGCUAUACUGACAUCUCACAAGGCCAGCAAGCAAAUCCGAGUAUUCUCAUGCUGCUGUUGAGCAUAUUCGCGAGCGCCUCAGCCAUGAUGUCGCACCAUCAAGGAGAGGAGACCUCGCCAAUCUCCCAAUCGGAUGCGACUCAUCUGUCAACGUACUGGACCGGCUGUGCCUUGAACUUGAUGAGGUACCACCAUAACAGGUCCUGUGACAUGGUCGAAGUGAUCCAAGCGACCAUUCUAUUGUCCUAUCUGCUUCUCGAAGUCGAGGGUUUCUCUCACCGUGUUCAUUCCUACUUCACCAUUAACGUCUUUAGAGCACGCGAUCUGUCCCUCCACAAAAUCGAUGCUCCGGGAUCCUGGGCACCUCGAAGCGCAGUUGAUAUGGAAAUCAAGCGCAGAAUUUGGUGGAAUGUGGUAACAACAGACUGGGUUCUUUCGCUUUCCGGAGGACCGCAAGAGGGCACGUAUUCGGUGCAUCCACGACAGAUGGCGGUCAACGUCCCUCGGAAUAUCGACAACAAAGACAUGAUUCACGGCAGUUCGCUGAUAGACCGUCCUCCCUCCGAGCCGACAACCAUGUCCUACCAUCUACAGCGCAUUAAACUCGCAAGUCUUUGUCGCGAGGUCGUCGACCUUAUUCCCAUAUCUGUGCACGACAUCUCGCCCAUCGAUUACCAACAAGUGAUCGCGCUGGACCAGCGUUUCGGUGCUUUCCUACAAGAGCUACCGAUAUUUCUCCGGAACGACAAACAAAGCAUCCAACAAAGCGAGCACGUCGUCGCUCGAUAUCCACAGUUACGAAUACAACGUCAAGCUCUGUCAAUGCUAGCGAAGACCAGGCGUUGCAAACUGCACCAGCCUUUCCUCAUUCGAGGGUCGGUGGACUCGCGUUACGCGUACUCUCGCACCAUAUCUCUUAAGGCAGCCCGAGCGGUACUCGAGGAAAGGUCACGGAUCGAAGCAGCCGACAAUUUGAAUCAUGUCGUCGACCGUCACCAGCUCAACAACGGCUAUCUGAUAUACCAUACAUUCAUGGCCACCAUCGUCCUCGUCAUGGAUCUGUGCUUCAACCAAAAACCGUCCCCCAACAACAGCAGCAGUCACAGUUUCGACGACGAAGACGACGAGACCAGGGUCACCAAAGCCGAAGUCAUGAAAGCCUGCCGCAGUCUCCAUCAAGAUCAGAGUGCGCCGGGCUUGGGCGUCGCGUAUCUCGCAUCGCUCAUGGACGUAUUGAGAAAGUACCAGAUCAGACUACGUCCGCCGAGCAACGAGCGUGGUAAGAACAAAGCACCAGUUCAGCCCAACACCAACGUCGUCCCUCACCAGAUGACCACCUCUUUCGCUCAAUUGCCGUUCACGCCCGGCUCAAACUCGGCGGCCCCUGACUUGACACUAUCGACAACAGCCCCAGUUCGGCCCAUCGUCCGACCGCUCCGACGACCCGUAACAAACGGCACUCCCGGCGACCAACCUCCCAACACCAGCAGCGUAGGAGGCGGCGACGACUCCUUCACCCAACUCAACCUCAACCUGGGAUCGUCCGCCAAUAACGGGCCUUAUUCGUUCGGUGGUGGCGAUCAAUGGCCCGCCACCGGAUCCGUUGCCCCUGGGCUCGCGCAACCGCUGCAGGCGUGGUUGGUCGACUUUGAAGACAUCUGGAACGACUAUGUCGAGCUGGGCCCAGAACUCGAGAGACCAUAUUGGGACAGUCUUUUUUCGGACUUGGGCCCGGGGAUGGCAGCUGUGUGA